Molecule: messenger RNA, 1545 nt
Organism: Babesia ovata
Lineage: Eukaryota; Apicomplexa; Aconoidasida; Piroplasmida; Babesiidae
Product: reverse transcriptase domain containing protein
Exons: 1
Coding region: 1-1545 (514 amino acids)
Source: RefSeq, a predicted model, not a curated record
AUGACUCGGGAAGUGGAGCUAUUCUUCAAAAAUACAGGAUUCGUGAUCAACCGCGACAAAUCUGCAACUAACACGGAAGCUUGCUCAAGCAUAGCGAAGAUUAUGGAAGGACCAGACACGUACAGGUACCUAGGAGUCACGGAAAACAGGCACUCAAUCACUGAAUGCAAUGCGAUGUACGAGACAAUCGUGAACGAGAUCUGCAGGAGAGUAGAGCUACUCGCAGCUUCGAAGCUGUCAGCGAAAAACCUAUCGCUGGCCAUAAACGAGUACGCCCUGAGUGUAAUUAACUACUACGUGGGAGUAAUACCCAUGGACAUCACGUACUUUAACAGGAUAGACCUGGAAGUGCGUACAAGAAUAGCCGAUAAGGAAGCACACGCGAAGUGGGCGAACACGCAACGGCUCUACCUCUCCCGAAAGGAAAUGGGGAGGGGGCUUCACAGCAUGGUAUUUAGAGCAGAGGCCAUGUUGUUACGACUGUGGAUGACGUUCGCAUCAGACGAGGCAACGUCAGAAAGAAGAGCUGCCAUAAUGCAGCAUUACCGCGAGACUUAUGCGCACAUAUCACUCAUACUACUACACCUGGAAGGAAGAUAUGGACUGAAGUUUGAGCAAGAGGACACAAUAGAGAAGUGUCUCAGGGACCUCAGGAGGGCUCAGAACAAAUGGCUAUACGACAGAAUGGAGGUAAAAUCAACACAUAAGGUUCUGUUUGCCAAGCGUGACGACCCCAGCUUGGACAUUGAGGGAUCUUCUCUAGUUUUCACAAGUGGAAUCCUCAGUCCCUCAGAAGAAGCGCAAGCCGCGGCAGUUCAGGACAGGAACCUGACAUGGAUGUCACCGACGAAGAAGUGUCCGAGGUGCAAGAACGGCAAGAAUGUGGAUCAUCUCGCAACCAAAUGCCCGAAAAUGCUGCGUAUAGAAUAUACGAGGAGGCACGAGGCAGUCGCGAGGAUAAUCCACUCGGAACUCGGGAGGCAAAUAGGACUACCCAAGGAGAAAAUGGACGCCCACAAGAUCGAGAGCGAAGUGCACGGGAAACACGGAUGGAUCGCGUACGACAAAACGGUCAAGACUCAGAAGAUCAAGGAGUACAACCGCCCAGACAUAAUAGUGGCGGAUCGACGGAGGAACAUGAUCACCAUCGUGGAAAUAGGAAUCACCAACCAGGACAACCUAGUGGAGACGGAGAUAUUCAAGAAACGGAAGUACGAAGCUUUGAUAGAGGACCUGAAGGCGCGGCAAUUCAACCAGCACACAACGUUCAGGGCAAUCCCCUACGUUAUGACGUGGAGACGAAUAUUGACGAAAGAACACACCAAGUACAGGCGGAACCUGGGCAUAUCGGAUCGCCUAGAAGCCCAUAUACAACGGGUAGUGAUCCAAGAAACACAAAAGCUAGUGUUGAGGGACAUGAAACCCAGAGAAGAUUAUGACUCUGUGCAUGACCCUCUCGCCCAAACAGGAUGGACGGCAUCGCGGAUUAUACCUGUAGCGUUAGACAACAGGACAUGGAGCCCGCAACCUACACCAGCAGCCUAA